Molecule: messenger RNA, 501 nt
Organism: Chionomys nivalis (European snow vole)
Lineage: Eukaryota; Metazoa; Chordata; Mammalia; Rodentia; Cricetidae
Gene: Cga
Product: glycoprotein hormones, alpha polypeptide
Exons: 4
Coding region: 93-455 (120 amino acids)
Biological process (GO): thyroid hormone generation; positive regulation of steroid biosynthetic process
Cellular component (GO): extracellular region; follicle-stimulating hormone complex
Molecular function (GO): follicle-stimulating hormone activity
Source: RefSeq, a predicted model, not a curated record
GAACUUUUGAGACGAAAUUGAGAUCUCUCUCUUCAGCUCUGCAGUCAGCUGCCUGAAACCCAUCCCUCCAGAAGUCCAGAGGAAGGAGGACGAUGGAUUACUACAGAAAAUACGCAGCUGCCUUUCUGGUCAUGUUGUCCAUGUUCCUGCAUAUUCUUCAUUCUCUUCCUGACGGAGACUUGAUUAUUCAGGGUUGCCCAGAAUGUAAACUGAAGGAAAAUAAAUACUUCUCCAGGAUGGGUAACCCAGUCUAUCAGUGCAUGGGCUGCUGCUUCUCCAGGGCAUACCCUACUCCAGCGAGGUCCAAGAAGACAAUGCUGGUUCCAAAGAAUAUCACCUCGGAGGCCACAUGCUGUGUGGCCAAAUCAUUUACUAAGACCACAGUCUUGGGAUAUGCUCGAGUGGAGAACCACACAGAAUGCCACUGCAGUACGUGUUACUAUCACAAGGCUUAGCUUCCGGCAGGCGGCUGUGCUGGGGAUGGCUGGUCUGUGGGGUGGC